This is a messenger RNA of Mastomys coucha (southern multimammate mouse), 5905 nucleotides long. RefSeq lists its product as uncharacterized. Lineage: Eukaryota; Metazoa; Chordata; Mammalia; Rodentia; Muridae. The record is from RefSeq and is a predicted model, not a curated record. The transcript has 5 exons. Bases 4470 to 5054 code for a protein of 194 amino acids.
AGCUGACUGACUUUGCUAGACUACUGGUGAGGUGGCGCAGUCAUGAAGUGAUUCAGGUAACCUGAGGUCCAGGAGUUGACUCUCGGGUCCCUUGAGCUCUUAGGACCCAGCCCCUAAACUUUCUCGCCCGCACCUGCUCCCUUUCCCCAAGUGAGGGGGGUCGGUGGCCAGGAAGGGCAACUGGUACGAUGGAUGUGAAGGAGCGUCAAUGGGGGGCGCUUGGGACGCUCGGCGGUUAGGGGUCAGGUGUAAGCUGGCCCGGGAGGGGGCGCCCGCCCAACAGGUGUCUCCUUGAAGCUUGCUAGGUAAAGCGCAAGGACGCUGCCGGCUGGGGCGCGGGCCUGAGCUCAGAUCUGCAGCCAUUCUAUCCGCGGAGCUAGUAGAGGGCGGCAGAGUUCUCCCGCGUGUGAGCGCCAGGCUUCCGCGGAAGCCUGGGCUCUGGCGCUCCAACUCCUGCAGCCGCCAGAGCCGUGACACCGAAUGAAUGCUGUAGUCAGCCAGGCUGCUUUUUGUCUUGUCCCAGGUCCCAGGGAACCAGGAAUCAAUUGUAGUGAUGGACUGGAGAUUUAUGUUUUCCUGGGCCUUUGGCUGGCAGGCAGACAAGUUUAUCACGUUGGUAGGAACUUUCCAGGCACUCAAACGCUGCCACCACCACACACCCUCCCCUCACUUUCCCCUGCAGACCUCUGAGGCCCUUUCAACAGUCUCAGUGCACGUGCACAGCCCACUUCCUAUUAUACCUCCGAGCUACCUACUGCCUAGCGUCUACUACGGUGCAGACCCUGGGUAGGGCAUCCUCAUUCAAGGGAGAGAGAGGGAGGGAGGGUGGGAGGGAGGAGAAGGGAAGGGAAGAGGUCACUACCUAGCACCCCAGUACAGGGCAACUGGGUGGAGCCAAAUCAGUUUAUUCAGACAUUUUUGUUUUCGCGGGAAGGGAUUCUUUUGGGAAGGGGCCCUCUGUGAGAUCUCAGGUACUGAAUAACAAACAACUACAAAUCAGGCUGAGGGUCUUAGCCUCCAAUUAGAUUGGUUUCAGGGGUUUUUUUUUAUAUGAAAUAUCUUAUUUUUACCAGAGGAAUGAUUGUCAAGAUCUUAAUCUUUUCUAAAGAUUAGUUUCCUGACCUGCUUUCAAUUUUAAUGGAGAUUACACUACAUUUUCCUUCUGACCUAUGCCAGGUAUGGAGGAGAAAGCAGCACACACACACACACACACACACACACACACACACAGUGUAUGUAUAUAUGUUACAUAUACGUGAAUGUAAACAUAUGUAUAAAUAUGUAUAUAUGCAUGCAUGUAUAUACACAUACAUCUCUCACCAUAUAUACACAUAUAUAUGUACAUAUAUAUGUAUAUAUACAUAUAUAUGUACACAUAUAUAAUCAGUAGACUGAAGCAGGUCUUUGUGCUGAUUCAGACACUAAUUACAUAACUAGACAAAUGUACUUGAUUUUGGAGGGUCUCCUCCUACCCACAGACAUCGAGAAAGUGCAACCCUAUUAAGACCAAGGCCCCCUGUAUUUCCACUGUAUUUAUCUUUCACCAAAAUCUUAAAUGCCUGUUACUGUUGUCUGUUACUAAUAGAAACAGCCUACCUUGUGCAAUUAAACAGUCAGUCGAAUCUGACUACAUGACGAUUUUAUUGGUAGUGACUGUGGCAAAUUAAAAUACCUAUACAGGGACAUUAACUCCUGGGUUUCCAUUGUUAUUGGGGCAUUAAAAUUCUGGCUUACAUGAAUGCUUCCAAACUUUGUAAAAGCCUAUUUCUCUUCUCUUAGGUUAACGUUGCCUUAGUCUAAAACAACAACGUCAAUGAGGAAAAUUUACUUUCCAAGUAUUGAGCCUGGGCAGACAAUCCUCACUGCUACUGGGGUGACAGUGUUAUCUCAAACUGCUCUUGGUUUCCAGUUUCAAAAGAGGCCCGGAUGUUGUGCUUCAGGGUAGGAGGGGAGUUCAGAUGUACCGGUCUCUUAGGAAUCCGGUGCUUGGCUCCUCUUUCUCCAGCUACAUACAUGGAGUGAACAAUGUAUGACGUGUAGCAAAAUCGAGUGACUGCUUAGAAAGCGGUUACCCAGGCUGUGGGUACUUGCUGUGGACCCUCCCUCACAUCUGUAGUGGAGUUAAAAACAAACCAUGUUACCCAGAGCUUCACACAAGUAGAGGCAGAAAUAUUUAGAGUUGGCCCUGGCUAUCGACUCUUUCAAGCUGCCCCCGUUUUCUGUGGAGGCCACUGGUGGGUCAAAUAGUAAGGGCAGGAAUGGAGGAUCUUUCUGGGUAAGAAACUGGUUUUGAAGGCCCAGGCGCUGGCUUGACACUGUCCUAUCCCAUGGUUUUCAAGAGACGACAUGGGCUAAAGUCGCGCGGCGGCCGGCGAGGGGGCGCUGUGGCCCGCGCCUGCUGGCUUAGACCCAGCUGCCGAAACCAGGCGCUGCCACCGUGCCACCGACGCGUGGCUGACGCCCCGCCAGUGGCCAGAUUUGUCUCGUUCUACGCCUGUUUCAUUCGGGAAAUAAGGAAAACAAUAACACCAGGGUAUUUCAAUAAAGCUAGAGCUCUCAUGAUUAUUCUGUUUCAACUCUGGCCUCCGUAGCUUAUACAAGUUUGGGGCCCAAAAUAAGCUGCCACUUUGGUGCGUACAGUUUUUUUUUUUAAUCUUAAAAUGAAACAUUCACUUUUAAAGUGAGUUUACUUUAAUGAAGGAAACUUAAAAUGUAAGUUUCAAGUCCAAGUCCUAUCCUGUUCUAUUAGCAGCCAGGACUUUCUGGCAUGUGCAUGUCGUUGCUCAUCAGGACAGAAAGGAGAGAUGAAGUCAAGCUUUGCUUCUUUUUUUCUUUACGUUUCGUUUUUGUUUUGUUUUGUUUUAAAGAUUUUUUUUUCAGUACACCGAACUUUAAAUUCCACAUGCAAAGGAAGUCUUCCUCGGGCUUGCAUUAUAUUGAGGCUGCAUCGGUAUUUCUAGUUUCUAAAGCCAACGCGGUUUCCUGGAAAGCGCGCACGCAGGACAGUCCCCCGAAGGUGAGGGGCUCUUUAAUGUCCGCAUCCUGGAAAGAGAAGUCUGGGCCCCAUCUGGGGUUCUCAAACCCGUCUGCGAGGCCUGGUCUCCCUGGCGGGCACAGGAGGCGGCUGCCCCUGCCGAGCCCGGAUCUACUUUCCGUCCCGAGCUGGGGCGACGAGGCGGGUGGCGGGUGGGGGGGGGCGCACUCUUUUCUUGUUCUUGUUCCCCUCUCAAGGAUCGAGAAUUCAACUAAGCAGUGCUUUCUCCUUUAACCAUCCUCGCUCCCUCGCUCCAGAACCUGGUCAGUCCUCAACUCGGCUAACUAGUCUCUCCUGGUUUUUCGUUAGUGGGGAGCAUGAGUUCUCCCCGGUAGAAGCCCCGCUUCAGACAAUCUUCCUGAAGUUUCUUUUCCGCACGAGUCCGGACAAUUCUCCACAUCUGGCUGCUGUUCUCACCCCUGUCUGCUGGUGUCCUGCUUCUGUCGCUCCUUUUCUCUCCUCUUGUCUCUCAACUGCGAUCGUGGCCUCCCCCCGCCCCCGCGGUCCACUAGUGUUCUGGGAAAGGCGUCCACGAGACUCGGCCCAGGGUUUUGCGCCCCGCCAGGAGGUGGCCGCGCUGGUCAGAUCCAGGAGUCCGCUGCGCCGCCAGGAGGGAGCGCAGCGCGUGCAGCCUGAGAGCCCGGCAAAGACUGGACUAGGGAUGUUGCCUUCCCCGGGACCGUGCUAGUUUACCGUCCCAGAACCUGUGAGGGAUUUAAAAGGGAACAUUUCAGCACCGGCUGAGAGCAGCUAAGCAACUUCACAGCCGGCUCCUCUGGGCCCGUGCUGCAGACCCAGCUCCUGACCUAUAGAAGCAGAGCUCCGAUUCCUAGGGCUUGCUUACUCUUGGUCUUGGAAGACCCUUUUCAUGAACCCUCGGUAGCGGCUCUGGGCUCUGCGGUUAAGUUUGCAGCCGCCAGAGCCUGCCAUUCAAGCUUGGCCCCGUGAGCAACUGCAAACCUGCCUGAGCCUGGGAGGAGUCUUUGCUGGAAGGAAAGCAAGGCAAGAAAACCGAGCUUCUCUAAGUCUUUCUCCAAGAAAGCAGGUCCUGCAGAGUCUGGUGAGGCUGGGCUUAAUUUCCACCUGCCAUUUCUCACUGGUAUGUCCAAACAACUCUCCAGGACAUAGUCUAGGUGGCAGGUAACCAUGAACACACCGUUUUCUCACGCUCUCACAGAAUGCUCUUACAUACCCGGGAAUGUACUGUAAGGAAUAUUAUAAUAUUAUGUAUUGUAAGGAAUAUUAUAGUAUUAUAAUAUUAUUUUAAGAAAAAGGAGGAAUGUGGGGAGUGAGUGAGAGAGAAAACAAGGCAGGAAUGCAGAUUAUUUUAAAGUGGAUAAAUCUGAAUUAAAAAUAAACUGCACUGGGAGAUUGGUGCUGGUACAAGGUGGGCAAGGAUGUAGAGUCACGAAUUCUGGAGUAACAUUGGGAGAAAAUGUGCACACUUCCACACCUAGAAGAACCUGGAAAUGACUGGAUCCACUGUGCCAGGGAAGGCCUCCAGACAAAGAGAUGCACUCCUCAAAAUCCAAGCAAGACCAGGGCAGAAGUUACCCCAACCAUCUGGACUAUGACAGCUCAAAUUGCUUCAAAGAAUUGGGAGGAACAUCUAGUGACAUCCGAAAAGUCAGAGACAGAUCAAGGGGACCUUGGAGGACCAUCUGCAUCCUACUUCAGGAGUGAGAUACCUGUGCAGGGCCCAGCUCUGUCAGUAGGGGUCUGUCCUGAAAGACACUCCUGGAGUGGGUAUGUAUACGUGUCACAUGUGUGCAGUGUCAGAGGAGGUCAAGAGAGGGACACAGAUUCUCUAGAUCUGAAGUCACAGAUGAUUAUGAGCGAUUAUAUAGAAUAUCAUGUGUCUCAGGCUGGUGUGUCUUUCACUCACUAUAUAGUCAAAGGUGACCUUGAAGUCCUGAUUGACCCCUCCCGCCUUCACUUUCCCAGUCCAGGGAUUACAGGUUGCAUUAUUGAGGCUUCCUUCACUGGAUUUGACUAUUUUGCAGACCAGUGUCUUUCAUGAGCAUAGAACCCAAAUCCUCAAGCAUGUCCAUGAAUGAAGCUCAGCAGUGCAUCAGUGGACAGGACAAAUCUUCAAACAUGUUCGUGAAUGAAGCUCAGCAUCAAUGGACAGCGCAGUAUCGGGAGACAAGUUCUUUGUAGGAACUUGCCAUAUUAGCAGAAAAUAAAACAAAACAAAACACAUGUGACCAUUUCAACAUUUUUAACUUGUUGUUGUUGGAGUUGUAGCUCUGUGGUAGAGUGCUUGCCUAUCAACACUGUAAUUGCAACCCCAGCACUGCAAAACAAACAAACAAACCAACAAAAGCAGUUUCUUAGUCAGGGUCAUCCAGGAGACAGCAGGCAAGAUAAAACCUUUAACUUGCUGAAUGAACCUGGGGAACAAGGUAGGCGUAACCCCUUCUACUCAACAUUGUACCACACAACUCAGUUUGAGAAGGUGGUCCUACGCACAGACAGACAAGUGAGAUACUCAAAAAGUGUCUACAAAAAAUCCCAAGCUGUCUUCAAAAUGUUAACUUCACAAGAGACUUUACCAUGGUUAUAGGAUAAAAGCUUGUCGUGGUUUAAGUGAGUAAUAUCCUCCUCAUGUGUCUGAACACUUGGUCCCCAUGGGGUGGCACUGUUUGGAGAGGUAUUGGCACCUUGAUGGAGGAAGUAUGCCACUGGAGGGGUGUGGAUUUUGAGAGUUUAUAACUUUGCCUCACUUGUAGUUUACUCGGCUUUCAGUAUGUGUGGAUUGAAAUGUGGUCUCUCAGCUGUCUGCUUUGACUGCCUGCUAGCAUGCCAUUUCACCAUUGUGGACUUUAUCCCUCUGGAACUGGAAGCCAAAAUAAAUGUUUUCUUCCACAA